Molecule: messenger RNA, 1620 nt
Organism: Arctia plantaginis
Lineage: Eukaryota; Metazoa; Arthropoda; Insecta; Lepidoptera; Erebidae
Source: the annotation of a GenBank genome assembly
AUGUAUUCUGUUAUUUGGAAUAAGAACUGUAUAAUGGUGGAGCGUGCUCCACAGAUCAAAGUAGAAGAGCAAUAUCCGUUGUUGAAAGUAAACGGCGGCGGAGGAGAUGGAGCAACUAACCCACAAGUCGCAGCAACACUGGUCUCGACAGGCUGGGGUGUUACCUGUACCCCUAAGCAAUCGUGGCUAGUACGCUGGCCGGAGUACAUUUCAGCAUGCUGGAUGACUUUAAUCUUGCUAGGAAUAUCAUUCCUCGUAUUUUAUGCGUUAGGAAUGGAGGCCUAUAGAAGACAACCCGUACUGCUCAUUAAAUGCAACGGUUCAAAGCCUGCGAGCAAUAUCUUCUAUCACCAGAUUAUAUCUAGAGGAAGCUCUCCACCUAUAAUGCUCUAUAGCGAGUAUUUGUCAAACAUGGCGUUCAAGUACCCUAUGCUUAAUUUCCAUGUGUACUUUUUAAUCGAUGAUUCUGUUCAAAACUCUUAUCGAGCACCUAGAAACGCUAGAUUCAUUAACACUUUAAUCCCAAUACCUUUAUCUACUUCAUAUCCAUUUUAUAAACUUGAUGAUACCACUAAGCGCGAAAUUAGUGAAUUCCAAAGGAAAUUCCACAAUCUUAAUGUAACUGUGAUGCCUUUGAGCAAGUACAUGGCUAUGACCCCGUUAAAAUAUAAAUGGAGAAGCAUACCAAUUCCAUACCUUUCGUUUUACACAAGAGUAUUUUCUGUAUGGCAAUACGGAGGCGUUGGACUGGAUUUAUGUACCUUCAAUAACUAUUACAAUAAUCGGCAGGAUGUCGAUCGUAGGAUUUCUAUAAUAUUAAAACAACAUAACGAUGGCAUAAAACCCGAGGAAUAUACUAAUGCUCUGUAUAAAAUUGAUUGCGAAGAAGAGAGUGAAAAAUUCUUUUCAUUGGUCUAUGGAUUGAUAAGUUCUAUUUUCAACGAAACUCGAACAUUCUUCUCAAAAAGUUUCCAGUUUUCUCGAAUCGAUCCAGAAAAGGAUACGAACUAUAAGACUGAACCAUUGAUUCGUACACACAGAAAUAAACGAGAUGUUUCUUCUGAACCACCAAAAAAUAAUGAUACGGAUUUUAACUCUGUUUCAUUUGUAAUCUUAAAUUCAACGAACGUUACUGAUAUUAAAAAAGGUGAAUAUUCAACAUCUCUGGAAAAAGUGGAUAAUAUAAACAAAAGUACUAUAGCCUCUCAAGGAAACGACUCCUUAAUUCUUGAUAACAUUAAUUUAGAAGGAUGGAACAAGUCGGAUACGAAUAGAUCUGAUCACCCGCAGUUGGUAUUAUUUUACGAUUUCUCCGUUUUUUCAGACGGUAUGGGACCUUCCUUUAUCAUGCCUGACACUUUUGUGGGCUCUGAUAAUAGCCAACCAAGUAAAGAGAGCAAAUUAGUACAAAAUGUUAAUACUGGUUCAUACCUUCUUUCUUUAGAUCCAGAAGGUUUGUUUAUAGCAGCAUCUUCAAGGUUGCAUCCCUUUUUGGGUCAUUUAAUUUCCGCUGGCUGCCAACGCAUGCAUCCCAAGUUCGCCAUUCAAGACACACUACUUACUCAAUGCUCAGGAUUAUUUAAGGAAGAUAUCUACUGCAAUAACAUUUAUUUAUUAUAG